CUGGAGGGCGGGCUUUACAUCAACACAUUCUGAAACUUGGCCGCGCAGCUGUUUGGUCCCGACUGACUGACUGACUGGCUACAGUGUGUUGACCAAAUAGGGGCUCGAACAACAACAUAUUCGUAAUGAUUUCUUCAGCGAUGUCCGGAGUUUUAGCAAGGCUGCUCUUCUACCCUACAUUAGCCUACAAUGUCAUCAUGGAGAAGGUGUCAUCGCGAAGGUGGUUUGACCGUGUGGACGAGACAGUACUUCUUGGAGCGCUGCCCUUCAGAUCCAUGACCAAACAGCUGGUAGAAGGUGAAAACGUCCGAGGAGUUAUCACAAUGAAUGAGAACUAUGAGACCAAAAUCUUCUGCAACUCUGCUGAGGAGUGGAAGGCUGUUGGAGUGGAGCAACUGAGGCUAAGCACAGUUGACCUAACCGGUGUUCCCAGUAUGGAGAACCUGCACAGGGGAGUUGAGUUUGCUAUGCAACACCGAGAGAAUGGAACAUGCGUAUACGUCCACUGCAAGGCUGGACGAUCCCGCAGUGCUACGCUGGCUGCUGCUUACCUCAUUCGGCUGCACCGUUGGACCCCUGAGGAGGCGUGUCAGAAGCUGGCAUCUGUCCGGCCUCACAUCCUUGUGCAUACUGCCCAGCUAAAGAUGCUGAGGAAAUUCUAUGGACAGGUGUGUGCCCAGUCCCAAUAGGAGUGUAGCAUCGCAUGAUGCACCCACUGCUGGACGGUUGUACCAUUUUGUACAGUCUUGCGGAAAGACAGCAGUUCUUAUUGUAGCUUUUAAUUUUUUUAUGAAGCAUUUUCAAAGUUUUAAUGGAUUGUUCACAUUUUUGUUGUAAAUUGAAUACAGUACAACUAGGAGUAAACAUGUAUUGGAAAAAUCCUACCUUGCGUGGUUUUUGGUUUGCGGUUUUGAACGAAUGUACCAUAUUUUGUAUUGUAAGGCACAGUAAUACAGUUUAUCAAAUUGCAUGUGAAUGCAAACUUUUUAAAAUACCUUGAGAAUUCAAUUUGUAUUUGGUUUUGUUUUACAAGCACCUCAGUGUGAUAAAUUUUUUCCCCUUCCACAUCCCCCUGUUUUUGUCUUUUAAGCUUUUUGCAGUAUUUCGUGAAUAAAAUAUUUAAACACUG
Corythoichthys intestinalis (scribbled pipefish) is the source of this 1129-nucleotide messenger RNA. It is a transcript of the gene ptpmt1, whose product is annotated as protein tyrosine phosphatase mitochondrial 1. Gene Ontology annotation, biological process: protein dephosphorylation. The transcript is spliced from 4 exons. Bases 126 to 689 code for a protein of 187 amino acids. The record is from RefSeq and is a predicted model, not a curated record. Gene Ontology annotation, molecular function: protein tyrosine/serine/threonine phosphatase activity; phosphatidylglycerophosphatase activity; phosphatidylinositol-4,5-bisphosphate 5-phosphatase activity. Lineage: Eukaryota; Metazoa; Chordata; Actinopteri; Syngnathiformes; Syngnathidae.